Molecule: messenger RNA, 2325 nt
Organism: Carassius gibelio (silver crucian carp)
Lineage: Eukaryota; Metazoa; Chordata; Actinopteri; Cypriniformes; Cyprinidae
Product: solute carrier family 46 member 3
Exons: 6
Coding region: 226-1869 (547 amino acids)
Biological process (GO): vacuolar transmembrane transport
Cellular component (GO): lysosomal membrane
Molecular function (GO): transmembrane transporter activity
Source: RefSeq, a predicted model, not a curated record
CGAGGAGUGGAAGUCUCAGUCUUCCAGGCUCUAAGUCCCAAAUGGAUAAUCAGAUCGGAUAAACAGAUCUUUCUCUUCACUGUGCCCUGUGACAUUUUGAGUGGAUUUGAAGAAAGAAAAAAAAAAUGCUUUAAAUAUGGAACGAUUUCUCUUAUCAUAACUUGCAGUGGCUGUUUUCUCACGCAACUCUCCCGGUAUUUUUGCCGGUGUCGAGCAGGAAGUGGGAUGGGCCGUGUGCUUUUGAUCGAGCCGGCAGUUGGCCUGUAUGCGUUUGCCAUGUUUAUGAUCUACCCUCUGCUGCAGCAGUAUGUGUACCGUAGGCUGUGGUUUGAGCUGAGUGGCACGACUUACCCUGCUGAGAGCCUGUCUCACUGCUCAAACAACCACAGCUAUGUCACCAUUCACCAGGCAGUGCAGAAGGAGACCUCAAUUUUCCUCUUCAAGAGUGAACUGUGCUUUCUCAUUCCCAGCCUCAUUUCCGCGUUGCUCCUGGUCUCAUACAGUGAUUACUGCGGGCGUAAAGUUGCCAUCGUUCCUCCUCUGGUGGGCGACACUCUGUUCGCCCUCUGCUAUGCUUUGGUCAGUAGAUUCUCCUUCAGUCUCAAUUACUUGUUAGCUGCCUCCUUCCUCUCGGGCCUGAUGGGCGGCCCCACCACUCUGAUCGGCGGAUGUUUCGCCUAUGUGGCCGACCUCUGCGGAGAAGAUCUAGAAGGACAGAAGACUGUCCGAAUGGCUCGGCUGGACAUGAUUUUAGGGGUUUUGACUGGCUUAGCUUCUCUGUGCACUGGAUUCUACAUCAAAGCUGCCGGCUUCACCUGGCCCUUCCUCACCGCGGCCUUUCUGCAUCUGGUAAACCUCUUCUAUGUGCUGGUGGUCUUGAAGGAGUCCCUGGUUCUUCCAAAUCCCAGUUUGUCUUCAUCUGGGGCUUCUGAAGCCCCUCGACUGAGCCAGUCUCAGGCUCUUACUGUGCGUCUGCAGGGCGUCUACCUGCUCUUUGCGGCCUCGAAGCGGAGAAGGAACAUUGUGCUGUUGCUCAUGCUGGCUGCUUUUGCCUUUUUCAGGGUGAUUAUGAUCAUCCUGGCAUUAUUCACACGCUCCAUCUGUUUGUGGUACAUCAGAAGUCACAGUGAAGUGCUUUUAGUGGCACCAAACGGAAAGACACAUUUAAGAAAUAAUGGAUGCUUCCAAACAAGUUAUAUUGACAAUAUUGAAAAUAUUUCUACUUCAAUUAAGCGCUCCUCUUUUGAAUUGUCUCUUCUUUAUCAUUACUGUCCCUCACAGGUAGCCCUGCAGGGUGGCAUGUCCAUCUUCAUCUUGUAUGAGCUGAACACUCCUCUUUGUUGGAGUGAGGUGUUUGUGGGUUAUGGCUCGGCUCUCUCCACUGCCAUCUAUCUGGUGAGUUUCGCCGGUGUGACGCUGCUGUCCCGCUAUCUGCCUGAACCCUACAUCAUCCUCCUGGGGCUGAUGUCUGUGGCAGCCGGCCUUAUCAUGGCAGCGUUUGCGAAGUCUACCCUGCUCAUGUUCCUGGUGAGGUUGCCUUUGCUGCUAUCCAUCAUGCCAACUCCUGUCUUACGAUCCAUGAUGUCCAAAAUAGUGUCUGGGUCUGAGCAAGGUGCCAUGUUUGCGUGUGUAGCCUUUGUGGAGAUGCUGAGUGUUGGUGUCGCAUUUACAAUGUUCAGCAGCAUCUAUGCAGCUACACUGUCCUGGUUCUCCGGGUUUAGUUUCCUGCUGGCUGCAGGCCUAACUCUCAUACCAGCUACCCUGAUCUGUGUUAUUCUUUGUCUCCGUCUGGAUGUGUAUGAGGAAUCCAUCAUACUGACAGAAGAGAUGAUGGAGAACCACCCAGGAAUCUUAGAACUACCACCAUAACAUGGACAGACACCGGGAGCUCAUUUCCUCUAACUCUUUGGCACAAUAGUGUCCUCUAGUGGGACGUUAGAAAACACUUGUGUGAACAGAGGAGAGGUGAAAAAUCUGGAACCAAGAACUUUGAUGAGUGUAGAUGUUCUUAGUUUCUUUUUGGGAUCAGAAUGAAUAGCUGUUUAAGGUUAGAUGAAGAACAGCUGGAAGACACGUGGGUGAAAAUGACUUUAAAUGUUUAAAAAAUAUAAAAUCAGUUUUUAUUUCAGUUUAUUUAACUUCAUGCAUACACUGUAUAUAUAAUUGGCAUUUGAAAGUUGUUACAUGUUGAUAUAUGUUCUAAAAUAUGAUAUUGAUAUUGUAUUUUUUUUUAAUAAAUCAUUUGUAAACCCGUGUAAACUUUGGGAAUACUCAGCGAUCAUUUCUUUAUGAAGGGGCUUAUGAUGUCCAUGGGUAGAGGGAAGA